UUAGUAUUUUUUUACCUUUUGGACAUCCAAUUAAGUUAGAUAAUAUUAAUAUUUGUGUGUAGUAUUUAGGUGUAAAUGAACAUAAAUAAUUAUAUAACCGUGUACCUGUUUUAAACAAAAUGCUAUUCCUGGUGGCAUGUCUGGCCACCCUCGGCCUCGCGUGGGCCGAGCCCCGUGUGAUCGAGCCCCCUAUCCGAGUGGACCUGCAACCCCCUGAAGAAUUCAACUCUAGGGAUGCUGUGGCAAUGAACGACGUCAUCACGUCCUGGAUCACCAUGCCCGUCGAUCAUUUUGAUCCGCAAAAUACUGACACUUUCGACAUGCGUUACAUGUACAACGAAGAGUUCUUCGGGGGACCCGGGUACCCAGUGUUCAUACUUAUAGGGGGAGAGUGGAACAUCGCGCCCGGCUGGCUCCGCGGUGGCAACAUGUUCGAGAUGGCGAGGGAGAAUAGGGGAUACCAGAUUUACACUGAGCACCGAUACUACGGAGAGACCUUGCCUUACCCGAACUUCACCGUUGAAAAUCUCCGAUUCCUGAACGUAGACCAAGCUUUGGCUGAUCUAGCCUACUUUAUCAGAGACCUCAAAACACAGCCAAGGUUUGCUGAAAGCAAGAUUGUCAUGUAUGGUGGUUCUUAUGCUGCCAACAUGGCCCUAUGGUUCAAACAACGGUACCCACAUCUAGCUGUUGGUGUGGUAGCUUCGAGUGGGCCUAUCAAGGCGGAAAUUGACUUUACUGGUUAUUUGGAAGUCGUCCAUGAAGCGUUCCUUUUGGAAGGUGGCGAGCAGUGCAUGUCUAUAAUAAGUCAGGGCAUAUCGGACACCGUGCAGGCGUUGGGGACUGAGGAGGGGAGGCGGCUGGUGGAAUUUAACUAUAGAAUGUGCUCGCCUCUAGUGGAUUACAACGACGUGUACGAACUGGGUUACUUCUCUGGCUUCAUCUCAUGGACGUUUUCCGGGGCGGUGCAGCAGGCGCGGCCGGGCACUCUCUCUGAGAUCUGUCAGAACUUCGUCAACAACGCUUAUGGUUCUACACCAAUGGAACAGAUUGGAGGAUUCAUCGCUCAUAGACAGAACUUAGGAGGAAGUUGUUGGGGCAUCCAGUAUGCGGCGCUCAUCAAUACCUACAGCCAAAAUACCAACUCUCGCGCCUGGUAUUACCAGACGUGCACCGAGUACGGGUACUUCCAGACCGCGCCACGCUCAGGCACCGUGUUCGACCCUCUGAGGUGGCUCACCGUCGACUUCUACGUCGAUAUUUGCAGAAGAGCGUUCAGUGCACAAUUCGACGAGGAAUUCGUGUUCGCCGCCGCCGAUCGUGUAAAUGAAGUGUACGGCGCUCUCAACCCUGACGUGAACAACACGAUCAAUAUCCACGGCUACAUCGAUCCCUGGCGCGCGCUCGGGGUGUACGACAGAGACAUUUCCGAGACCUCGCCUACUUAUACAGUCCCAAGAGCUUCGCAUUGCUUUGACAUGCAGAACUGGUUGACAACCGACACCAUUCGCAUGACGCACGCGCAACAAGCAGCCAGGAGGCACGUCGCAAGAUGGUUGAAUUGAUUACUUGAAAUUAUUUAAAUAGUUUUAAAAUGUACACCUAUUUAAAAGAAAAGGAGA
Molecule: messenger RNA, 1622 nt
Organism: Ostrinia nubilalis (European corn borer)
Lineage: Eukaryota; Metazoa; Arthropoda; Insecta; Lepidoptera; Crambidae
Product: putative serine protease K12H4.7
Exons: 10
Coding region: 120-1565 (481 amino acids)
Biological process (GO): proteolysis
Molecular function (GO): serine-type exopeptidase activity; dipeptidyl-peptidase activity
Source: RefSeq, a predicted model, not a curated record